UUCCUGUUGUAUCAGCAGCAGAAUGCAGCAGACGACACGACAAACACCACAACAGAUGUUUUCACCGGGGUUGAAGACAAGCGUUUUUGAUUUUGUUUCCAGGAUGCCAAAUUAAAUACCUUACUUUGUAAGAAAAAAUAUUUCAAAGGGUGCUGGCUGCUCGCUGUUUGUCGACUUAUAUCAUCACUGGCAAUGUCCUACGAAAUAAAGAAUCGUGUGUUAGCCUUAGGGCGGAAAUCACGACUUUCAGAAAUGGAUCAUACACUGAGAUCAGAAAAAAUUAACUGGAUGGAGUGUCGACAUCCUUCAGGAGACACACUUCUGCAUAUUGCUGCUCAGAGUGGAAACGUCUCUUUGAUGAGGCAUUUACUAGAACAUUUAAACUCAGAGCCAAAGUGGGUUGAUGUAACCAACUUAGCUGGUAAAACUCCUUUGCAUGAGGCAUGCCAAAAUUCUCAACCUGAGGCUGUGUCCUUCCUAAUUAGUAAAGGUGCUAACGUUCGAGCUAUAAAACAGGCCGAUUGGACUCCUCUCAUGCUUGCAUGCACAAAGACUGGAAAAAAUUCAUUAAGUUGUUGUCGCCUCUUGCUAGAAAAAGGAGGUCCUGUGCUAGUUGCAGACAAAAAUAAAGAUGGGUGGAAUGCUUUACAUAUUGCAGCAAGAGAAGGGGACACUUCAAUUGUGAAAGAACUUCUGCAGUUUGACCCUUCUUCUAUGCAGGCCACAGAGAAAAGCAAAAAUGGGAGAACACCCUUACACACAGCAGCAUUACAUGGCUGCCACCACGUUGUAGAAGAACUGUUGGCUCUGAACUCCAUAGACUGCAAUGUUCAGGAUUCUUGUGGUGCCACACCACUCCACGAUGCUGUUCGGAGUGGGGACCUUAAAACUUUGACAGCUUUAGCUAGAUCAGGAGCUGAUUUAAAUGCAUACAACAAUGAGGGAUAUGGAAUUCUACACAUGGCUGCCCAAACUGGUCAAGUAGCAAUGCUGAAAUAUCUACUAGAAGAAGUUUGUCUGAAUAUAAAAAUAGAUCUAAACAUGAAGACUACUCCUUUACACUGUGCAGUUAGAGCAGGACAAACCGAAGCUGUUGUUGAACUUUUAGAAAAAGGAGCAGAUCCUAAAUCUUUGGAUUUCUGGGGACGUUCAUGUUACGAUAUUAUUCCAGAAAAGAAUGUAUCUGACAUUAAAAGUAUGCUUGAUAAAGCUGUGACAAGAAUUGAUUUUGAAGAAGCAUAAGCAGUUUAGAAACAGUAAAACAGCGUUUAUUCUGA
Frankliniella occidentalis (western flower thrips) is the source of this 1277-nucleotide messenger RNA. Its product is annotated as ankyrin repeat domain-containing protein 16-like. The record is from RefSeq and is a predicted model, not a curated record. Lineage: Eukaryota; Metazoa; Arthropoda; Insecta; Thysanoptera; Thripidae. Bases 193 to 1242 code for a protein of 349 amino acids. The transcript has 6 exons. Gene Ontology annotation, molecular function: protein binding.